GCAGAUCCACACAAACGGGUUAGAAAGCGCGAGAGCGAGCGAGCCAGGAGUGAAUGUUUACCACUUACUCUGUGGAAUCUAUCAGGAGUCGACACUUAAGUCAGGUUUCGCUGUAUUCAUUUUACCCGAAAAGCGCUUUCAAACGGCAACCGCUCAAAAUAAUCACCAUAAAGGACAUAUCAGCGGCUGGAUCGACUGAAUGAAACCAUGAGGAAUAAAAAACACGGCGGUUGACGCGAUCUAAACUAACGUGACUAUCGAUCCAGCAGAGCCAAGCUUUUGAAAACGCCGAGCCAGGUACUUCGGCGCAGACUUUCAACGGUCGGUUUUUCCUGCGGGUUUACCUGUGCUUACGUGGCACUUUUUUGACCUGGAGAUUUAUUGUCAAAAAUCCCGUUUUUAGAUUUUUGAUCCACUUUUAUCGUGGCGAUGCGAUGUAUUUUCAGAGGUUUGGUAAGUUGCGUGGCCGGGACUAGUUUACUUGCGCCAGGCAGCCAAUCAGCGGAAUAACACUCAUUAUUUUUGCGUUAAUUUAUCCGCUUUUGCCUUAUUCACACGAUAGCCUUCAAAAAACAGCCUCGUACCGCACCCUUCAGAGAUUGACAGCGGGUUUCGUGGCGAGCUUUCCUAAGGAGGAUAAGUGUCACCGCUGCGCGUGUGUUUUUGGGGUGGUAAAAUGGAUGCGGGAAUGGAGAAGGAGUGCAGCGCUUUGGGAGGGCUCUUCCAAAUCAUCAUGAACGACAUGAAGGCGAGUUAUCCUGCCUGGGAGGACUUUGUCUCCAAAGGGGCUAAGCUACAAUCUCAGUUAAGGACAACAAUCAUCGUCACUAGCUCAUUCCUGGAUGCUUUCCAGAAAGUGGCUGACAUUGCAACUGGAACACGAGGAGCGACGAAAGAGAUCGGAUCGGCUUUGACCAGGAUGUGUAUGAGACACAGAAGCAUUGAAAACAAGCUCAAACUGUUCACAACGGCUCUCAUGGAUAACUUGAUCACUCCUCUGGAGCUGAAAAUUGAAGAGUGGAAAAAGGUUGCCAGUCAGCUGGACAAAGACCAUGCCAAAGAAUAUAAGAAAGCACGAGCAGAUAUCAAGAAGAAAUCUUCAGAUACGAUUAAACUGCAGAAGAAGGUUAAAAAAGGUAAAGACGAGGUGCGGAUGCAGCUGGACAGCGCUCUUCAGGACGUCAACACACGCUACGCAGUUCUAGAGGAGACUGAGAAGAGAGCCGUGUGUCGAGCACUUGUCGAGGAAAGAGGAAGAUUCUGCUCAUUCGUCACAAUGCUCAAACCUGUCCUGGAUGAGGAGAUAAGCAUGCUUGGUGAAGUCACCCACUUGCAGACAAUUCUAGAAGAUCUUGGCAACCUGACGGCUGAUCCCAACACACUGCCUCCUGCUAGUGAACAGGUUAUUCUUGAUCUGAAAGGCUCAGACUACAGCUACUCGUAUCAGACUCCACCCGCUUCUCCUAGCAACACGUUGUCACGCAAGAGCAGCAUCAGCAGUAACUACACCUCUGUGCGUCAUGUCCCAUCUCUGGACUCCAUCUCCAGCGCAGUAGAUGGGCUUCAUCUGAGAGCACCAGACACAACACAGGAGAAAGGCCAGAUCUCUCCAGGCACAGAGAACGGGACCUCCAUGCCCCCAUUGCACAAAGGUUACAGCGGGCAUGAGGAGAGAGCCAGGACACUGUCCACCUCGGGCAAGCCACAGUCAGCCAGGGAGCAGCUGGCUCUUACUCUUGGAGGCGGGCUUAAUUCAGAAGCUCCUCGGACCAGCCGAGAUUCCCUGCACUGCUCCAGCGGAUACAGCACCCAGACGACCACGCCGUCGUGCUCAGAAGACACCAUUCCCUCGCAGCAUGCGGUAAAGAAAGAACCUCCUCUAUAUGACUAUGACUACAUCUCCCUGCAUGGAGGCGAGGACGCCCACAGCCAGUCUGAAUUUGAUAAAUCUUCCACAAUUCCUCGCAACAGCGACUUGAGUCUCAAUUACCGUAAAAUGUUUCAAAGCAAGAGGCCAGCAUCUACUGUCAGUCUGCUUAUGGAUCCGGAGCCAAUAGGACCCCACACAGCCACCAUCCGCCGUAAACCCUCCAGCAAGCCCAACAUCCGCCGUGGGACCAUUAGUGGAGGAGUGCCUAUCCCCAUCUCCACACCACAGGUGCCACUGAAGGCGUCCGUUUCCACCGCCGGCCUAAGCGGCAGUGAGGAGACCAUGUGCCCUCCUGGGGUGACGCAGGGUAACAGGGUACCUGGCUCUGAUCUGGUCCACACCAGACAUAAUCUCUGUACGUCCACUCAGAGUCUGAGUGCAAUGCCGCCUCCAUACUAUUCCAUGUUCCCUGGGCAACCACCAGUGGGCGGCACAGAGACGCUGUAUCAAAUGAGCAAGCAACAGCAGUAUGCACUGCACCAACAGCAACAGAGGCAAUAUCAUCAACAACAACAGCUGCAACAACAAUAUAAUCAACAGCAAUAUAAUCAACAACAGUACAAUCACCAACAGCAUUAUAACCAACCGCAGGAGCCGCAAUAUCAACAGAUACAUCAAAAAGAGCUCCAGCAGAAACUCAAACGGCAGCAACAUCAAAAUCAGCAGCAGAUUCAAAACAUGGCAGCUCACAAUUCCAGCUUGCCCACUGAAAGCGAGAAGAUCAGUGCCGCUCAGCGUAGCGUGGAUCAUGUCGACGGCGUUCCUGAUCCAGGCAGCGGAGGCGACAUGUUGAGUAUGAUCCGAAGAGGAGUCAAACUACGUCGGACACUUACCAAUGACCGUUCGGCGCCUUUAAUCACCCCCAACCAUCUCAACUGAUUUGCUUUUCCCAGUCUUUGAAUUCAUCUGUGACUUUUUAACGGUUGCCUUUGCCGUCUUUUCGUUUAGCGACUUUUUCAUGCCUUUUAUUGUUGAGGUUUGCGUAUUUUUUGUUUUGUUUUUGUUUUGCUUUUAAGUGGAGGCAAAACUGUUGACUAACGUGCGACUCCUGCCACAUGAAAAGACGUUCGAUUUAACUACACUGUGCGCAAAGAACAACCGUUUUGCAGUGUCUGUGCGAAUGUUGCCUCAAUAAAUUAAAGUUAAUUCUGCAGGCUGUGUUCUUUACAUAUAUAUGUAUACCUAUAUAUACAGAUAUAUAUGUAUUUAGAGAUCUAGAUUGAGUAUCGGAACUUAAGAUAUAUUAAAGUUAUUUGUUUAUGUCGUAUUCGCAAGAAUAAAGCACUCAGCCUUCUGGUUAGAGAUCAAAAACUUCUGUAUAUAUUAGCGAAACAAUUGAAAGACUUGUAUUAUUAUUAAUUUUGUUUUCUUGUUUGUUUUCGAAAUUAGAUAAAGCAGCACUAGGCGUCUAUUUUUGUACAGUUUAGGGUAACAGAAAACUGCACCACUGCCUUUAAUCCGCCCAAUGACUGGAUGCGAAUGCAGCCAAUGAGAGGAAUGGAGGAAGGGAAGGAACGAUGUGAUUGGGUGGAUGAAUGAAGGACUGGAAUAGUGGAUCUUAUUUGUGUUGCUUAUGACUGUGAGAGCUUACAAAGGCAUCACUGUGGUUAUUUAUUCAACCUGUUUGAUUCUGAAUCAUUUUUAAUCGUUUGUUUACCAAAGCUUUGAUGCUGUAGCCCUGUAGAUGCGCAUAAAUCUGCUCUCCUGGAGGAUUUAUAAAGACUUGAUUCAUAAAACCUCAAACUUUUGGCCCAUGACUUUCAGCUUUUUUUUUUUUUUUUGUAUGUCUUUGAAUUAAAAAAACUUCCUUAAACUCAUUUAUUAUUACCAGAAAAGAACGUGAAUGGUUGCAUUAGGUUUAUAAAUUGAAUUUGUUCUGUUGCAAGUUGCCUUCUUUGUUUGAAAUCAAAGUGUCCCAUCCCUCCACCAAUUUAAGUAAAGCUUAUUCAAUGGAAAUGAAGGGUAUACUUGUCUCUUCACUUUCAAAGACUUAUGUCAAGGCUCAGAUCUCAAGAAUCGUUUAAUGCAUCUUAAUUGGAGCUGAAAAAAAACAUGAAUUAACUAAAACCGUGAGUACGAUUAUCAAAUUGCAAUAGCUUUGAUUUAAUUAAACAAAUAUAGGCACUGUAUGUUUCAGCAUGAAGCGCGGCACUGUGUUCUUUUACACACGAGCAACUCAUAAUCCGGCGUUUUCAGUAUCUUAAAAUCUGUUCAUCUGCACCACCUGAACUCGUAAGUUUAGGAUGCUUAUAACGUGUAUUUGGAAGUGCGACAUGCACCAGCCAUCUUCCCAAACUUCAUUAGAAGCGCUUAUAAAAUGUUGUCAACCAACGAAAAGCUUUAAUAUAAAAGAGAUGUUUUCAUCAAAAAUUAAAUUAUUUUAUAGUUGUACUGUAAAAAAUAUUUUGUUCUUAAACUUUUUAUUUUACAGUGAAAUAUUACAACAGUUCUAUUUUAAUUUAGUAGUAAUAAUGGUCAUAAUAAAAAUAAUUUUAUUUUACAGUACAAUUAUUAUUAUUACUUUAUAGUCAUACAGCAACAUUUUUGGCCAAACUGUAUAGCCCUUCAAACAAGUGCAGCAAAUCUAGACCAUUUUAAUCAGAUUUUAAAUUGUAACGGCAAAUUUUAUCAGAAAAAUCGCCAUGAGAAGUUAACAUUACUAACUGCUCACCACAAAAGCGUGUGUAGAACGUUCGGAUGUUGAGAAUUAAAGUGGUUCUGUUUUCUUAAAUGAAAGCCAAUGCUGGACGUUUGCUUUCAAGCUUGAAGUGCAUCACCAAUGCCUUUAACAUAUUUAAUAACAGGUUUAAUUACAUUAUUUCUAGCUCGUCUAGGUUUAAUUGGGACAGUAUUCAUCUCGGUAUGAUGCUGAAUGUAAUAAACCUGAUAUCCAGAAGCACUUCUGCAGUCUGACGGCUUCUCUCGCGGGCAUCUGUACUCUUUUUGAUGUCUUAUAAUUUAUCGUAUCUGUCACGCACGUGCUGGCAGUUCCGCUUUGAACUUUCACUCCUGCUGCAAAAGUUGUUUCCUCAUAUCUUACCGCGUUCUUUUUUCUAUUUUUUUUUUUUUUUUUUUUUUUACUGCCCCCCGUUUUUUGUUUUGUAUACUUUUCAGGUUAUUCUCAAUCUAGGGUUACUUCACACCUGUCUGAGCUGUGUCUAGGAUUUCUCGCCCCCUUCUCCAUCUGAAUGCUCAAUUGUUUUGUCUCUCUUCAGUGAUUUAGACAUGGCCCGAGACGUUCACUGCUGACACAAUGCUCCUCAGGCCUUUUACUGUAGGAUUAGCUUGCAGCUGUUGUACUGCGCUCCUGGAGUGUAAAAGAAUAUCGUUUUACUCUGAAAGGUGAGCUGACCGAGGUGUUUCUCCACUAAUCUUCAUUGUUAUUAGUGCUGCUCAGGGCAGUAAUGUCUGAGGCGUUUAAUCUGUGUUGAAGUUUUCUUUGCUGAGAUAAAGCGAUGAUUUAUCAUCCAGAUUGACCAAAAAUAUUAAACUUGCAAGAUCGGAAGUUGGAAUGAAAGGAAUUUACCCAAAAUAGUGUUUUUUUAAGACUUUGUUUGUUUGUUUUUGGUAUUUUUUGUUAACAUUCUCACUUUUUGAUUCCUUCAUUUGAUCUGAUGCAUUCUGUAUGCUAUAUAAACAUCAAUGGAAAGGGAUGAAUGUCAAAUUAAAGUGAAAAAAACAUAAUUAUUGUGAACCAGUCUCUUCUCCAUUGACGUUUUGAUAGUCAUUAAAGCAAUAAGCCGUUAGAAAUAUCUGUUGUUGAUGUGGGUGGUUACCAGGGUGUUGCUAUGUGAUUGUUGUUUUUGAUUGGUUUUUAGCAUUUUUGCCAUGCAAUUGUUAUUGUAUGGCAGGUAAAAUUGUAUACUAAUUAUAUACUGUUUAAAAGUUUGGGGUAAGCAAGAAUUUUUUAAAAAGAAAUGAACACUUUUAUUCAUCAAGGAUGCAUUAAAUUGAUGAAUAGUUACAGUAAAGACAUUUAUUAUGUAGCAAAAGAUUUCUGCUUUGAAUAAGUUGUUCUUUUUACUUUCUAUUUUUCAAAUAGUCCUGUAAUCUGUUUCCACAGAAAUAUUAAGCAACUGUUUUCAACAUUAAUAGUAAUGUUUCUUGAACAGCACAUCAACAUAUUAGAAUGACUUCUGAAUGAGCAUGUGACACUGAAAACUGGAGUAAUGAUGCUGAAAAUUCAGCUUUGGAUCACAGGAAUACAUUUUGAAACACAAAUAGAAAACAGUCAUUUUAAAUUGUGGUAAUAUUUCACAAUAUUACUGUUUUUACUGCAUUUAUGAUCAAAUAAAUGUAGCAUUGGUGAGCAGAAGAGACCUUUUUCAGAAACAUUUUAAAAAUCUUACAGACCCCAAACUUUUGAAUUGAAGUGUGAUUCUGAUCAUUUUGAAGAGUAGCAUCACACUUUUCCUAAAAAAACUAAAAAAACAAAACAAUGAGCAAUAGUAAUAGCAAUCUGUUUACAGUUAUCAAACACCACGACAACCAGGAGUAUUAAUAUAAAAACUCAUGUCAGUACCAACUCCUUUCCAACAAAACUGAUUUUGGGUUCCUCUCAAGUUGAUAUACUUUUCUCCUACAGCAGAGUGAGGUUGAGAUUAAUCUUAUGUAAUGAACAGACCCUAAUUAGCGCUGGAUUUGAAAUCUGAACAAGCUGUUGACGUCAAGUUUGUGUGGACUCAGAGGUGACUGAGCUGUGAGUGUUUGACCCUGCGCUCUCUCUCUGUGUGUGUGUGUGUGUGUGUGUGUGUGUGUGUGAGUGAGAAACAUCUCUCCAUGUUUAGACAUCGUCAUCAUCAGCCACUACUGUCCCUCAUGUCUGUAGUCAUGCUGAAGCCUCAAACAUCAUGGAAUGAGUUAUAAAAAUAAGAAUGUCCAAAAGGAAAUACGUGUCCCUGUUUCAUUUACUGUACAAAAUAUUUUCAUUUCUAAUCCAUG
This is a messenger RNA of Onychostoma macrolepis, 6871 nucleotides long. It is a transcript of the gene mtss1, whose product is annotated as MTSS I-BAR domain containing 1. The record is from RefSeq and is a predicted model, not a curated record. Bases 677 to 2809 code for a protein of 710 amino acids. The transcript has 15 exons. Gene Ontology annotation, cellular component: cytoplasmic side of plasma membrane; actin cytoskeleton. NCBI's taxonomy places the organism in Eukaryota, Metazoa, Chordata, Actinopteri, Cypriniformes, Cyprinidae. Gene Ontology annotation, biological process: plasma membrane organization; cell projection assembly. Gene Ontology annotation, molecular function: phospholipid binding; actin binding.